Messenger RNA from Capsella rubella, 589 nucleotides. Its product is annotated as heavy metal-associated isoprenylated plant protein 39. The transcript is spliced from 3 exons. The coding region runs from base 147 to 458 and encodes 103 amino acids. NCBI's taxonomy places the organism in Eukaryota, Viridiplantae, Streptophyta, Magnoliopsida, Brassicales, Brassicaceae. Gene Ontology annotation, molecular function: metal ion binding. The record is from RefSeq and is a predicted model, not a curated record.
ACUUUUGUCAAUUUCUCUCAAUCAAAAUACCCCAUUUCUCUCUCUCUCUCUUUUAUUUUAAAGAAGAACAAAACAAAAAAACAUAGAAACUCUUUCCUUUCUCGAUCUCUUCUCUUCUUGAACUUCUUCCAAGAUCCCCAGACCAAAUGGCUCAGAAAGUGGUGUUGAAGGUUUUAACCAUGACUGAUGAUAAGACCAAACAGAAAGCCAUAGAAGCUGCAGCUGAUAUCUUUGGAGUUGAUUCGAUAGCAGCGGAUAUGAAGGAGCAAAAACUGACGGUGAUCGGUCUGAUGGAUGCGGUUGCGGUGGUGAAGAAGUUGAAGAAGGUAGGUAAAGUCGAUUUGAUAUCGGUUGGACCGGCCAAAGAGGAGAAGAAAGAAGAGAAGAAGGAAGAGAAGAAAGAGGAAAAGAAAGAGGAGAAGAAGGAAGAGAAGAAGGCUGAAGAACCUAAGAAAUAAAAUGAGUAAUUGUUCCAUAUAUUGAAAACCCCUAAAUUUUUUUGUCAUCUUGAAUAAUCUUAUGGUGUAAAAGUAAUUGUUCAAUACUUUGUAAUAAAAUUAAAGUACAUUGGACAUUUUAUUUUUAUUUU